AUGAAGUUUUCAACCACUACAGCUGUUUCUACUUUGGCAUUGCUUUCAGCUACUGCUGUCGACGCUUUAACGAUUCAAAACCCAUUCAAUGGUCAACAACCUUUGAAUUUGGAUUUCAAUUACGAAAAGUAUGCCUCGCAAUUGUCCCACUUGUUGUUUGAUGAACAAAAGCAAAAUGAGUUCUUUACCAAGGUGUCUGCUCUUUUUAAUGAGCCUUUAGAAUCAUUGACUCAUGAGACAAAAAAAUUAUGGUCAGAUAUGAUUUUGAACUCGAAGCAAUUUGGUGACUUGAGAUUUACUAUCCCCGGAAAAGCUGGUAAAAUUGUUAAGCAACAUUUUGAUUUCCACGUUAAGGAUCAAACUUUGCCAAACCACCAAUUGCGGGUCAAGUCUACACCAGAAGAUUUGGGUGUUGACACUGUUAAACAAUACUCCGGAUAUUUAGAUGUUGAAGAUGAAGAUAAACAUUUCUUCUUUUGGGCAUUUGAAAGUCGUAAUGACCCAAAGAAUGACCCAGUUAUUUUGUGGUUGAAUGGAGGUCCAGGAUGCUCAUCCACCACUGGAUUAUUUUUUGAAUUGGGCCCUUCAUCAAUCAACAAGGAUAUACAACCAGUCCAUAAUCCAUAUGCUUGGAACAACAACGCUACUGUUAUAUUUUUGGACCAGCCAGUCAACGUCGGUUAUUCGUACUCAUCAUCAUCGGUUUCAAACACGGUUGCCGCUGGUAAGGAUGUGUAUGCCUUUUUGGAAUUGUUUUUCAAGCAAUUCCCUCAAUAUGCCAAGUUGGAUUUCCACAUUGCUGGUGAGUCAUAUGCUGGCCAUUACAUUCCUGUGUUUGCCAGUGAGAUUUUGAGUCACCCUAAACGUUCUUUCAAUUUGACUUCUGUUUUGAUUGGUAAUGGAUUAACUGAUCCAUUGACUCAAUACGAGUACUAUGAACCAAUGGCCUGUGGCGAAGGUGGUGAGCCAAGUGUUUUGGAACCGGAAGAGUGUCAAUCAAUGACUGAUGCUAUCCCCAGGUGUCAAUCCUUGAUUCAACAAUGUUAUGAGUCAGAGUCAGUCUGGAGCUGUGUUCCUGCAACUGUUUACUGUAACAAUGCUCAAUUGGGACCAUAUCAAAAGACAGGUAGAAAUGUUUACGAUAUCAGAACAAUGUGUGAAGGUUCAAACUUGUGCUACGAAGGUUUGGAGUAUAUCGACACAUAUAUGAACAAACCAGAAGUUAUGAAGGCUUUGGGUGCCGAAGUUUCCAGCUAUGAGUCAUGCAACUUUGAUGUCAAUAGAAACUUUGUUUUUGCCGGUGACUGGAUGAAACCUUACUUUAAAAAUGUGAUUGACAUUUUACAACAAAACUUGCCAGUCUUGAUUUACGCUGGUGAUAAAGAUUUCAUUUGUAACUGGUUGGGUAACCAAGCUUGGGCUGAUAAAUUGGAAUGGAGUGGCUCCAAGGAAUUCUCCAAAGCUCCUGUUAGAAAAUGGAAGGUUGAUGGUAAACAUGCUGGUGAUGUUAAAAACUAUGAACAUUUCACUUUCUUGAGAGUCUUUGGUGGUGGUCAUAUGGUUCCAUACGACCAACCAGAAAAUGCCCUUGAUAUGGUUAACAGAUGGGUUUCUGGAGAUUAUAAAUUUUAG
Messenger RNA from Lodderomyces parapsilosis, 1632 nucleotides. It is a transcript of the gene CPY1, whose product is annotated as carboxypeptidase C. Gene Ontology annotation, cellular component: fungal-type vacuole. The coding region runs from base 1 to 1632 and encodes 543 amino acids. The transcript has a single exon. Gene Ontology annotation, biological process: proteolysis. NCBI's taxonomy places the organism in Eukaryota, Fungi, Ascomycota, Pichiomycetes, Serinales, Debaryomycetaceae. Gene Ontology annotation, molecular function: serine-type carboxypeptidase activity. The record is from RefSeq and is a predicted model, not a curated record.